AUGCUUUACGAUCCAGGGGCAGCUUACAGCAUUAUUGGAGAAAAGCUGUGGAAAUCGGUGGGAUCACCAACACUUUACCCCUGUGAAAAUCUUACUGCCUACACGGGGGUACAAAUUGAAACACUAGGCGAAACAUCGAAGUGUUUCAUCCUUCUCAAGGCACAAUCAAAAAUCAAAUCAAACGAAGAACGCCUAGGAGAUUGCAACGGAUCUCAUCUAUUUCAUCUCAGGUCUCAGGAUUCACCAUUGACCUCAAAGAGCUUGCAAGAAGCAACGAAACAAGACGCAAUACUCGCUAAAGUAAUAAACUACCUUAGAAGUGGAUGGCCAGAACAUGUUACCAGCAACAAAGAAGUUUUACCUUAUUACAACAAGCGUGAAGAACUUUCUUUUGAAAACGGAAUAUUACUCUGGUUCGGUCGCAUAGUAAUACCUUCAAAACUGAGACCAAGAGUAAUGGAAGUACUCCAUGAGGGACAUCCAGGAAUAGUCGCCAUGAAAGGUAAAGCGAGAUUUCAAGUGUGGUGGCCCGGUCUAGAUAAAGAUCUGGAAGAACAUACAAAACAUUGUGUUGGUUGUCAAAAGAACAGGCCUAAAGACAUGGAGAUGCCUCUCUUCUCGUGGACCGUCCCAACAGAAGUCUGGUCAAGAAUCCACAUAGACUUUGCGGGACCAUUCUUAGGUAAAAUGUGGUUGAUUGUUGUAGACGCACGAUCAAAAUGGCUAGAAGUGAUACCCAUGUCAACAACAACUACAAAAGCCACUAUCAAUGCCUUAGAAGAAUUGUUCUCAAGAUUAGGCUAUCCCAAAACUAUCGUCAGUGACAACGGUCCUCAGUUGACAUCUCAUGAGUUCCAGUCGUUCUGCAAAAAACUAUAA
Macrosteles quadrilineatus (aster leafhopper) is the source of this 879-nucleotide messenger RNA. RefSeq lists its product as uncharacterized. Gene Ontology annotation, biological process: DNA integration. The transcript is spliced from 2 exons. Bases 1 to 879 code for a protein of 292 amino acids. The record is from RefSeq and is a predicted model, not a curated record. Lineage: Eukaryota; Metazoa; Arthropoda; Insecta; Hemiptera; Cicadellidae. Gene Ontology annotation, molecular function: nucleic acid binding.